Molecule: messenger RNA, 319 nt
Organism: Opisthorchis viverrini
Lineage: Eukaryota; Metazoa; Platyhelminthes; Trematoda; Opisthorchiida; Opisthorchiidae
Exons: 3
Source: RefSeq, a predicted model, not a curated record
UUCUCAUUUGCUCUGCUUGUUAAAGCGAUACUUCUCUGACAUUUACAGGACCACUUUCACCAUCAGAGAGGAGAGGCUAUGAAACUUCAGCUUAUUUUCCUUUUCCUGGUGGUUGCUAUUACCAUGGGAUCAACAGCUCGAGACUUUUAUGAAUAUCUUGCGCGACAGGAACCUUAUUUAAAUGUGCCGCGGCGCUCAGCUGCCUCGAAGCGAAUGGCUACAGAACAUCGUAUAUUAGAGUUGGCUCGUCUUCAUCGGCUCACAGAAAAGGCACGGAGAAUUUUGGAACAUAACCGAUUCCAAAACUACGGAAAACUAC